Messenger RNA from Myotis lucifugus (little brown bat), 2275 nucleotides. RefSeq names its product interferon regulatory factor 6 (gene IRF6). The coding region runs from base 287 to 1777 and encodes 496 amino acids. The transcript has 10 exons. Lineage: Eukaryota; Metazoa; Chordata; Mammalia; Chiroptera; Vespertilionidae. The record is from RefSeq and is a predicted model, not a curated record. Gene Ontology annotation, cellular component: nucleus. Gene Ontology annotation, molecular function: DNA-binding transcription factor activity, RNA polymerase II-specific; RNA polymerase II cis-regulatory region sequence-specific DNA binding; protein binding. Gene Ontology annotation, biological process: regulation of transcription by RNA polymerase II; immune system process.
GUGAGGCGCUGACGUGAGCUGGGCGCACCUGGGCGGAGCAGGUAAGCGCCAGUGCGGGACCGUGAGCGGAGCCCGCACUCCCUACCUGCGCAGAGCCGGGUGUUACCUGCCCAACCUGUCGAGGCGCGCGGUGGCGACUGGAGAUCUCAGCUGGGGACAUGGUUCGGAGGGACGUCCGCUUCUGGUAGCCGAUUGAGGAAAGAAUCUUUGGGUGGCCCAGAGAAAGGACAGCCAACUCAAAGCCCAGCUCUUCAGAUCCUGGUGGAUAUACUACCUGCUCUAUAUCAUGGCCCUUCACCCCCGCAGAGUUCGGCUGAAGCCCUGGCUGGUGGCCCAGGUGGAUAGUGGCCUGUACCCUGGGCUCAUCUGGCUGCACAGGGACUCCAAACGCUUCCAGAUUCCCUGGAAACAUGCCACCCGGCAUAGCCCCCAACAGGAGGAGGAAAAUACCAUUUUCAAGCUGCAAGUCAGAAGUGAAAUUCAGUCUCUACCGUGGGCCUGUCAAGAUCUUGCUGAGACUGGACCAGGAAAGGCCUGGGCUGUGGAGACAGGGAAGUACCAGGAAGGGGUGGAUGACCCUGACCCGGCUAAAUGGAAGGCCCAGCUCCGCUGUGCUCUCAACAAGAGCAGGGAAUUCAACCUGAUGUAUGAUGGCACCAAGGAGGUGCCCAUGAAUCCAGUGAAGAUCUAUCAAGUGUGUGACAUUCCCCAGCCCCAGGGCUCCAUCAUUAACCCAGGAUCCACUGGAUCUGCUCCUUGGGAUGAGAAGGAUAAUGAUGUGGAUGAAGAAGAUGAGGAAGAUGAGCUGGAUCAGUCACAGCACCAUGUUCCCAUCCAGGACACCUUUCCCUUCCUGAACAUCAAUGGUUCUCCCAUGGCACCAGCCAGUGUGGGCAACUGUAGUGUAAGCAACUGCAGUGUGGGCAACUGCAGCCCUGAAGCAGUGUGGCCCAAAACGGAACCUCUGGAGAUGGAAGUACCCCAGGCACCAAUACAGCCCUUCUAUAGCUCUCCAGAGCUGUGGAUCAGCUCUCUUCCAAUGACUGACCUGGACAUCAAGUUUCAGUACCGUGGGAAGGAGUAUGUGCAGACCUUGACCGUGAGCAACCCCCAGGGCUGCCGGCUCUUCUAUGGGGAUCUGGGUCCCAUGCCUGACCAGGAGGAGCUCUUUGGUCCUGUCAGUCUGGAGCAGGUCAAGUUCCCAGGUCCGGAGCACAUCACCAAUGAGAAGCAGAAGCUGUUCACCAGCAAGCUGCUAGACGUCAUGGACAGAGGACUGAUCCUGGAGGUCAGCGGUCACGCCAUUUAUGCCAUCAGGCUGUGCCAGUGCAAGGUGUACUGGUCGGGGCCAUGUGCCCCAUCACUUGUUGCUCCCAACCUGAUUGAGAGGCAAAAGAAGGUCAAACUCUUUUGUCUGGAAACAUUCCUUAGUGAACUCAUUGCCCACCAGAAGGGACAGAUAGAGAAGCAGCCGCCAUUUGAGAUCUACUUAUGCUUUGGAGAAGAAUGGCCAGACGGGAAACCCCCGGAAAGGAAACUCAUCUUGGUUCAGGUUAUUCCGGUGGUGGCUCGAAUGAUCUACGAGAUGUUUUCUGGUGAUUUCACACGAUCCUUUGACAGUGGCAGUGUCCGCCUGCAGAUCUCGACUCCAGACAUCAAAGAUAACAUUGUUGCUCAGCUGAAGCAGCUGUAUCGCAUCCUCCAAACCCAGGAAAGCUGGCAGCCCAUGCAGUCUACCCCCAACAUGCAGCUGCCCCCGGCCCUGCCGGCUCAGUAAUCGCGAAUGCCAUCUUCCUUCUCUUUUUUUACAAUAUUGUACAUAUGGAUAUUUUUUAUUAUUCAGAUUUAACCAGCUUGUAAAACCCCUUUUCUUUCUAACAAUGUUAGUAGUUUCUGACUCUCCAAAUAUGCCUGGUUCUUCAAGUUGAUUUAAUUUAUGGAAAAAUCACCCUUUAUACUUUCCCUUUCUUUUUUACAAACAUCCCAAUGGUAGUAGAAUUGUAGUAGAAGGAGAUUUGGACACCAGGGUUCUAACGACGGCUUUACUCUCCAUGUACGACCUUGAACCAAGUCAUUUAACCUCUGGGCUUCAGAUUCAUUACUGUCAAAGUGAAGGGGUUGGAACGAUGCCUGAAAUAAUGCCAGCUUUAAAACUCUGACUCGAUGACCUCAUUCUACUUGUACAAGGCAAAACUGCCUGGAACAGAACCCUUCUGAAUUGUUCUUGUACCACUUUUUUUUUUCUUGCCUUCAUUAAAGUUCCCUCAAGCAGUGA